CAGAACUCAAGGCCGCCAUUUCCGCGUUUCAAGCCCGACGGAGCGCGUCUAGAGCCCACAGGCCUGCCCCGGAGCGCGCAAGCCCACACGCACGCGCCGCCCACGUCUAGCUUGCCAAUCCGGAGGCGAUCAGUUCCAAUAAUGCCCCGGAAGGCAGCCAGUGAAGAGGAGGCGGCCGGGGAGCCGGGCCCUGAGGAGAUGGAGGCUGGGCGGCCGCGGCCGGUGCUGCGCUCGGUGAACUCGCGCGAGCCCUCUCAGGUCAUCUUCUGCAACCGCAGCCCACGCGUCGUGCUGCCCUUGUGGCUCAACUUCGACGGCGAGCCUCAGCCCUACCCGACGCUGCCACCGGGCACCGGGCGCCGCAUCCACAGCUACCGAGGUCAUCUUUGGCUCUUCAGGGAUGCGGGGACCCAUGAUGGACUCCUGGUUAACCAAACGGAAUUGUUUGUGCCGUCCCUCAAUGUGGAUGGACAGCCUAUUUUUGCCAACAUCACACUGCCAGUGUAUACCCUGAAAGAGCGGUGCCUUCAGGUUGUGCGAAGCCUGGUCAAGCCCGAGAACUACAGGAGGCUGGACAUCGUCAGGUCGCUCUAUGAAGAUUUGGAAGACCACCCAAAUGUGCAGAAGGACAUACAGCGGCUGACCCAAGAGCACUUUGAAAAUCAGCCCCUGGGAGAGGAGCCUGAAGGAGUCCAUUGAGAUUAGUGGUCCUGAACUCCAGCUUUGAUGGUUCUGAGUCUUAAUCCACACAUAGGACAGGUCACUUUCUUUCCAUGUUAAAAUGUUUCAUUCUCGGAGUAAAAUACACUCCAUUGUGUAAAAGAAAGUUAACUAAUGUCA
Molecule: messenger RNA, 840 nt
Organism: Peromyscus eremicus (cactus mouse)
Lineage: Eukaryota; Metazoa; Chordata; Mammalia; Rodentia; Cricetidae
Gene: Vhl
Product: von Hippel-Lindau tumor suppressor
Exons: 3
Coding region: 142-699 (185 amino acids)
Source: RefSeq, a predicted model, not a curated record